GCUCGCGUCUCACCGACAAGGUCUUGGUCUACAGCGAGUUCCUGCGGCGCGAGCUCACCUACCGCUGCGUGGCCUACGCGCUCGACUUCGCGCGCGCCGCCUCCAUCUUCGCCGUGUGCUGCUGCGGCCGCCAGGCGCGGGCCAGAGCGCGCGCCGCGUGGACAAGAUGGCGGCCCUUGGCAAGAUGGCGGCCCUCCGGCGCGCAAGGAGCGACGGGAAGGGCAAGGGGUGCGCGAACGAAGGGGAUGGCGGGAACAGCAGGAGAGGCAUCGGUGGCGGUAAAAGCUCCCGCGGAGGGGACUGUCGAAGCAGAAUCCGUGAAGGCAUUGGCGAGAAUGACAUUGGCGACGAAGACGUCAGGAACAACAUCGGAGGCGUCUGCGAGAGCUGCAUCACCGGCGACGGCGACAGAGGAUGAAAUGACUUUAGAGAAGACUGACAGGUCGGAGAGGACGCCUGCCUCAAACGUACUUUCCACGCGUGUAUCCUCCCCGGCGCAUCUUGUGGCGUUCGUGCGCCGGUUGCCGGCGAGG
Molecule: messenger RNA, 533 nt
Organism: Gryllus bimaculatus (two-spotted cricket)
Lineage: Eukaryota; Metazoa; Arthropoda; Insecta; Orthoptera; Gryllidae
Source: the annotation of a GenBank genome assembly